GUUGGACCAAUUUUGCUCACCGUUGCAAUUACGAGUACCGUACUGGCGAGACGUGUGGUAUGAGACUUGUUAACAUGACCGAGUUUGAGUCGGCACAAUGCCGUCUUUGUGAGAAGAUCGAGACCAAAUACCGGCGGCGAAGCGCCGAGAUGGAACGGUUGAACCGGUGGAAACGGGAGGGAAGCACUCUUGUGGCCUCCAUGGAUCGAUCACAGAAGCUCAUAUCGGAACUUGAGAAGGAGAUCCGCCAGCUUCAGAGAGAACGUGAUGACCGACGAAAAGCACUGUCUUGAACUGGCGUUUCUUAUUAAUAGGGGGGCUAUGGCGCUGGCGAACUGGAGCUGGACUUUUUUUAUUCUUUUUUAGAUUCCCUUAUUUGCGAUUUCUUUUCAAUUCAGUCCUAAUUUCGGUGCAAUGAUUUCAUGUCUCACAAUCAUGGGUCAUUUUGCUCAUGUGGCUCGUUGGCUGUGUCAUCAUGCUGGGUUGUUUCCAAAAUGAAAACAGACCCAUCUGAUGAUUGGAGGGAAAG
Aspergillus pseudonomiae is the source of this 529-nucleotide messenger RNA. RefSeq lists its product as uncharacterized. The transcript has a single exon. The record is from RefSeq and is a predicted model, not a curated record. The coding region runs from base 60 to 293 and encodes 77 amino acids. NCBI's taxonomy places the organism in Eukaryota, Fungi, Ascomycota, Eurotiomycetes, Eurotiales, Aspergillaceae.